AUGUCGUUUCCGGUCACGUGACCAGAAGUAUUAGAAAAACGGUUUAGUGUGAAAUGAAAACAAAUCUCGGGUAUUUUAUGUCGUUGUCAACGAUUCAUAAAUGUACUUAGUAAGUAUGAGAUGCAGCGUUGAUGCUCAGAGUCAGAUGAGAAGGCAAUUCAUUUACACGACUAGUUAUCGACAAUAUUCCACCAGUAUUGGUUCUAUCAUUUAGACAGAUAGAAGUUUGGAAUCUAUAUAUGUAUGUCAUAUAUAUUUAUUGUCUUCCACAACAGUACCCGCGGAUUCUUGAAUCAGACUGCAAGGUACUGACGUGUUGGCUAUCCAUUAUGGGUAUUUGCCGACGCAGAGUACAUGCCUGCGUGAUUUUUUCAAGGUGACCGUUCAAAAAAAGGACCAUAGUCAUGAACGAUUCGGACCAGGACUUUGUUGACCUCUGCUCAAAGCUGCUGAAACGUUCUCGCAAGAAAGGAUUCGAGCCAAAACAUAGGCGAGCCGACCAGCAGAUAUCUUGUCAGACCAGCGAUGGAGACCAGAGAGGAAACGAGGAGAGCUCUGGGUCUCGGCGUGUCCAGAGCGAAGCACAACAGGUCAUGGGAAACACGGGCAAGGUUGUGCAUGAUUCAGGAGAUACUGUGUUAACCUCAACACAAACAACAGAACCGGGCUCGGGGACAAAAGACAAAUUGCUCAGCAGGAUGCAACUGUUCAAGAGAGCCAAUCUGCCAAAGAUGGUGCACGAUGUGGAUCAUGGCAGGGUACCCUAUCCUCCACUGUCAGAAAUACUACAUUCGUCCACUUCAGAGCAGCAUCUGAGGACUCACGACGGUGAUGAGGUUCUGGCCAUGCAGCUGCAGCACCAACUUGACCAUGAGGUGGCAGAGGUCCACACAAUGGACUUGGCGGCUGAGGGUCUGUUCUUCUGUCACAUCUGUCAAAGAGACUUAUCUCACAUGACACCCGAGCAACGCACGCAGCACAUCAACAGGUGUUUGGAUGACAGUGAGCAUCAAAUGGCUCCUCCUCCUCCUCCUCCUCCUCCUCCUCCUCCUCCUCCUCCUCCAAGUGUCCCUGACUGUCCAAUUUGUGGCAAGAAAUUCAAGUCGCACAAGAGUCGCUCCGUCCACUUGAAGCGUUGCUCGGCAGCCAUGGGUGUCACUCCUGCCGACCUGCUGCAGGCGCUCCAGAGGCAGGCAGAAGAGACGCAAAGUGACGUGACCGAUGCAAUUACACAGACUGGAGGCACCAAAAGGAAAGGUGUAACUGCAGGCGCAGCAGCCAGAAAGAAGCCCAGGAAAAAGGCUGAACCCCUGGAUGAAAACACCAUGGUGGCCCUGGCUCUGUCAUCCUCCCUGUUGGAACAGGAGAGGGAGCAGCAGCAUGCGGCAAGAACACAAUCCAUGGCCUCUGAUUCCUCCAUGAUGCCUGUUUUGAAGUGGAGGACAGAUGCGGGUAAUGGGCGUGGUAAGAGGAAAAAGGGCACAGUUCCUCGUCCUCCUCCAAUCCUGCUCAUCCAGGAUGCCGAUGCGGCCCUGAUGAGGCUGCAGGAACGAGUUUCUUCCCUCCUCCUACGUAGUCGAGCUCCUUCUCCGCCUACCCCAACCCGCUGUCCCAGCACCUUGUCUGCCUUGAGCGACGCUGCCCCGCUGUGGCAAAAGAGUGCAUUGCUGAAUGGACAUACCACCAGUGUUUUCGACUUCUUCGUCCCGGAGCUCAAAGACUUCAUCACACCGUGGGAAUCAGCAAAAACUCUCUCCUCUGCCUCCGAAACCAACGACAAGGCUUCCAUCUUGUCCUCCUCCCAGACGCCCGCCUGCUCCUCAACCCCCUCCACUCCAACCACGGAAGAUCUCCCAGCGAACAGUCAGGCCCUGCAAGACCUAGUGGAGCUGUCUGAAAUGGCCCAUGGUGACUAUACUGCUCCUGUCCCCGAUAAAAACACAACCUUGUCCACAGACCUUCAAGUGAGUGGCUUCUUUCUUGACGAAACAAAUGACAUAUGUGUGAGUGGUGGACCACCGGCAAUGACGCACACCAAUGCAGAUGACUUCCAGAGCCAAGCAGGAAGGACUUUAUGUCAGCCAGGAGCAAGUGAAGAGAGCAGAAGCCAUUUAUCAGUGGCGCUAUCCACCCUGGCAUCAAAUCUGAGCAGCAUGGUGAACAACCCUCAGCUGAGUGACUGGCAACUCCAGGUGGACAGUGGCCAAGUCUUCUAUGCGCAUUCCUUCAUGAUUUAUGCACGCUGCCCCCUCCUGGCAGAAAUGAUGCAUGAAAGUGGAUUUGGUGUGCAUGAGGAGGGAAUUCCCGCAGCUCAAAGGGUGUUGAUCAGUGAUGUCCCAGGACAGGCAGUGCUGGUUCUGCUGCAGUAUCUUUACACUGCUCGCUUUUCCCUUCCAGCGUCAUUACGUCCUCAUGUACUGGAGUUGGCAUCCAGGUUUGAUCUACAGGAGCUGCGCCAGCUAUGUGAACUUCAUAUUGACGAAGCUUCAACUCAGAAUGCUGAUGGAGCCGCCACAAGCCACUUGGAUUAUCUCAGUAAUGACACAGAAAAGAACUUAACAGCGCUCUUCAAUUCCAUGUGGAGCCACGAAGACGAUACGGACCGAGAAGGGGGUGACGAGAGCCGUCUCGAAAAAGCUGCUGGCAGCACAUCAGGUGACAGGGACCUCCACGAGGAGCAGGUGAAUGAGGAAGAGCUGGAUGAGAUUUACGAGUUUGCCGCCACACAGAGAAAGAGGGAUGAGGAGAAGCCGAGCACAGGAGAAAGUGAGGGGGACAAUACAGAGAUGACAAGCAAACUAACUGAACCAAGAGAAACUCCAGGGAGAUGUAGUGACAGAAUCCCUCAGUCUGAAUCGGAAUCACUUCCAGACCACAGGCUUGACAGCAGCUACAAUCGUCUCUUCUCAGACUCUGAGGGGGUCUACAAAGACGAAGAACAACCAUCCAUCUGUCCUCCUUCAUCUACUUCACCAAGAGCACAAACGCAUCAUACUCUCUUGUUCAAAUUAUCUGGUAGAACCUUGCUUCAGUCGUCAGCAAGUUUAGGCAGUGACAUUUCCCCCAUUGCAUCAAACUUGCCCGACCCUGGUGUGUCCCCGGACAGGGAUGGUGAGUACAGCCCUAUGAGAGUCACGGAAAUAGCUACUGUUGGACAGGAAUCUCCGAAGCAAGAUACGCCUCUCGAACCUCAAAGCCCAGUUAGCGGUAGUAUUUGUGUCCCACUGCUUUUUAAUUCACCGAAGAAAAACGAGCCAGAACUGAUAGUUUUGUCAGACUCAAGCGAGGACAUGGAGGUACCUGUUGCUGAUCCCACUGCCCAGAGUCCUGUCUUGUCACAUUCCCACACAAAGCAGAGCUUCACUCACUUAAAGCCAACAGAGUCCUCUAUGGAGAAGAAGCAGUCUAGAAAUUUGGAGUGCAGCUUCGGUGACUUAAGUCAGUCUCCUGACCAACCGAAUCAAGGAGAUUGUUCGCCGGAGCUCUCCUGGCUCCUCCCCUCCACACCAGUCAACACGACUCCCAGAAGAACAAGCUUGGACAGUUCUACACAAACCAAAGUCAGCAUGCGGAAGACAGAGCUUUUUCCACAGGAGUUUAGCAACACAUGUAAGAUCUCCAACAGUCCCACCUGUAUUUCAACCCGUGUUGGCACAGUGGAGGGAAGUGGUUCUCGGCUCAACCCGGAAAGAGCAGAGGUGGAGUCGCCGGUGUUUGCGGAGCCCCAGCUUGCCUACUUCUCAAGCGUUUCUACUCACCUCCACGAGUCUUCAAAGCAAGAGACGCCUCUCCAGGUCUGCGUUGACCCUUACAGCAGCACCCCUCUGCACCUCCAUCACCGUAUCCGGCCCAACCCCACGCUGCCCGACGCAGGGCCUGACACGCCAAAGUCACUUAUUCAAGAACACGAAAGCCCUGAGAAGAUGCAAUUGGAGAGCAUUCAUCUCUCCCCUUUUCCUGACCCUUCAGAACCACAUUCUUCUACCGCUCACAGAAGUGUUCUGAGUUUAGAGAGACCCGGUAAGUGCUCCAGCCAAAAUUCUGCUCGCGCCAACAGUCACAACAGCACAGGAUUUAAACCAACAAGGAGUGUAAGAGCAAGUGAAGAUGGAAAGGUCACAGAGUUGGAUGAUGGCCACAUAGAAGAAGCAACAAGCGACAAAAGUUUUGACCACAGCUUGCUGGCCAUGUACGAGCCGUCAAUGGCGUUCAACGACUCGUGGGGUCUCAACGCCUGCGAUGACGUCGCAGGGAACCCGGGAGGCUUUAGUCUGAGACUAGAGGACAGUGGAGGAUGCAGCCGGCCAGUGGACACGGCAGCCUCGUCCACCACCUCUCACUCACCGACAUCUUAUCAAGAUCGUGCAAGUGGCGACCAAGAAGCUAAAAAUCUGACUUCACAGCCAUCUACGAGUAAAGAGAAUCAGAUCUUCAAGCCUCCAACACCUCGCCCCAUUACCGAUAUUCCACCAGAGAUAAGUGACAGCCUUCUGAUCGCCAACGUGUGGGACAGCUCGGAGGAGGAAGAGGAGAUACUUCCUCUUUCUCAAAGGCUAAACCCUUCUGUCCAACUAAAAACGACACCUCCUCCUCGCAAUAAGAAGCAUCGCACUCUGGUGCCCAUCACGCCAAUGCCUCACUACUCUGACAUGGAUACGCCUGAACUAAAAAACAAACUUGACAGGUUUGGUGUCCGGGCAUUACCGAAGCGCCAGAUGAUCCUCAAGUUGAAAGAGAUCCACCAGUACACCCACCAGCUUGUCAACUCGGACAGUGAAGAUGAGGCGCCCUGCGUCGGGCCUGUAGCCCAGACAGAGGCCGUUCACUCCAAGUCUGGCGGCAGGCAUGUAGCCUUGGAACAGAAAGUCCAUUUUAAAGAUUCGGCCGCUUCCUUCUCUCCAGCGAAAAACACCCAAGAGGAGGAGGACGUGGAACCGCCGUCCAACUCUCAAGACUCCAAUGCCUCUACAGCUACUUCAAGUGAAGAAUCUGAAAGGCACAACCCGGAACUGUGUCUUUCCUCUGGCGGUGACUCAGACAGCGAUGGCGGGAUAUCGGCUUCCCAAGCGGCCACUCGCCUUGAAGAUCGCCUGCAGGCCGUGCGCUCCUUCAUCCUGUCCGACUCCAGCCUGUACAGUCAGAUCCUGCAGUACCAGCCUCUGGUCCUGUCUCAACUACAGGAGCGUCUGAAAGCCGCAGGCAUCCGCCUCGGUGCCGCCAAGCUGGUCAACUUUCUUGACUCCCAGUGCAUCACUUUCACCACGGCGAAACCGGGGCAAGCCGCACCCACUCGCAGACGCGUCAGGAAAACGGGCAAGAAGGCAAAAGCAGCAGGGAAAUGAGUGAUUGAGGCAGAACUUCCAAAGCUCUUACGGUGUCAUCAGGCAGAAAAAAAAA
Molecule: messenger RNA, 5397 nt
Organism: Hippocampus comes (tiger tail seahorse)
Lineage: Eukaryota; Metazoa; Chordata; Actinopteri; Syngnathiformes; Syngnathidae
Gene: slx4
Product: SLX4 structure-specific endonuclease subunit homolog (S. cerevisiae)
Exons: 13
Coding region: 405-5342 (1645 amino acids)
Biological process (GO): DNA replication; DNA repair; resolution of meiotic recombination intermediates
Cellular component (GO): nucleus; Slx1-Slx4 complex
Molecular function (GO): protein binding
Source: RefSeq, a predicted model, not a curated record